GCCAAAUGUGCCAAUAAGCGAAGAAGGCCACCAGUGUUUUAACCGCUGCCCGCGUACCUACUAGUAUCAGAUAUCAGAGUUGAAGCGCUCUCUCUCUCUCACUCACUCUCUUGCACACAGCAUGGCUAGGUACUUCUUGGCCACCGUCUUCCUCGGCCUGAUCACCGUGCUCUCCACCACGACGUCGGCCGACACGCCGGACUGCCCGUACCCGUGCCUCCCGCCGCCAACCUCCGGAGGCGCCAUCAACAGCUACCCGCCACCACCACCGGCGACAGGUGACAGCGGCUUCGGCGGAAGCUAUCCGCCGCCGCCACCAGGGAGCUACCAGCUGACCCCGCCGGGGGUGAUGCCAGGCUAUCUGGCGCCGCCGUACAGCGGGUUCCCGGCUGGGCCGGCCCCGCCGCCGCCGAACCCGAUCCUGCCGUGGUUCCCGUGGUACUACCAGCACACCAACCCGAUCACGGGGUCGACGACGUCGGCCUCCUCGCCGGCCAUGGACGCGAGGUCGAGGAUCACAGUCGCGGUGCUGCUCCCUCUGUACUUGCUGGUUCCUCUUCGUGUGUUGUAGAGAGUACUUGUCGUUAGGCGAGUUUAUUUGUUAUAAUUAUUUAUUUUCCUAUUUUAGUUUGUACAAAUGCUUGUUUUAUUGUGCUAUAUAGAAUAGAUUACUUUGUAAAGUAAAGUCUUUUUUAUAUUACAUCCUACUUUUUGACGAUAA
Phragmites australis (common reed) is the source of this 721-nucleotide messenger RNA. RefSeq lists its product as uncharacterized. The coding region runs from base 122 to 571 and encodes 149 amino acids. The record is from RefSeq and is a predicted model, not a curated record. The transcript has a single exon. NCBI's taxonomy places the organism in Eukaryota, Viridiplantae, Streptophyta, Magnoliopsida, Poales, Poaceae.